GUAUAUGAAUGUAAUUGUGAUUCUAGGCAUACCUCGCGCUCCUUUUAUAGUAGUCGAAUAUACCUAGUAGAGUUGUAUUAGGCAGGUGAAUCCUACUUUGUAGGGAUUCGGCCGUAUCGUAGGGAUUCUCCUGAUUUGUCGAGAUCUACCUUAAUCUGAUAAGAGUCCUAUUUAGGAACGUCUUCCUAAAUAGUCUUAUCUUCCUAAAGUAGAGCUUAUCCUUCCAUAUGUAGUGUUUGUGUCCAAAUAGGACAAUAUUUCCAUAUUCAGUCGUUUACCCGAAUCCCGGACCUGACGCGCUCUUGGCGGAUCAUGUGGGAUUCGGUCUUUAUUAGAGUAUUACCGAAUCUUAGAGAUUCGGCAUCUCCUCCGUAUCUUUCGGUCUUCAGGGGGAGUCCGGCGUCGCCUGAGAGUGGAUCCCCUGCAACUCGGCUCCAUUAUACUUUUUGUAGGAUUCGGUAUCCAUCAUUAGCCCCCCCGCAAGUGAGCUGAAGUAGUUUGGCAUUUAUGCCUUAGUGGAUUUUAGCUCUUUUGGAGCUGAGUUCUUUUAUACGGGCGAGUCGUUUCGUAUUCCGGGCGAGUCGUUUCAUAUGUUUGUGGGCGGCGUUUCAUCUUUAGUAAGAUUCUGCGUUGCCACGUGUUGGCAUUUAAUGAUUAAACGGUUAAUGAUUCAAAAGCGUUUUGUAUUUAAUCUCUUCGCAUUUCUUCUUUUCCCUCUUACUUUGCUUUUCGAAUUUACUCUCAUUUCUUGUAGCUAUUUCCUUUUCGUUCUUCGUUUGAUUAUUUGAUUCUUCGUGACUUGUUUUCUCCAGAUUUUUCAGGUAUGUCUUCUUUCGUUGUUUGGAUGUUAAUAUGGCUUUCUUCUUUGUAUAUUCUCCAUGCUUUGUGUUCUGGAAAUUUCUUCUGUACUUGUUGUUCUUUGAUGUGUUCUUCAACGUGUUCUUCAAUAUAUUUUUUGUUUGAUCCUUAUUUUGUGUUUAUGUUUGUGAUUCCCUGUUCUAGGAUGCCUCUUAGUCGAGUGGAAGAUGCUUGCGCUGCUAUGGCUUUUACCCGAUCGAAGCUUCGUAGGGAUGAAGUCUUAGAUAUCUAUUUUAAGUAUAGUUUUCCUUUUGAUUAUAGGGUAAUAUUACCCGGUGCCGAUAUGGCUGCGUCUGAUUCUCCCGGAUCUUCUUGUAGGGCGGUUCUUUUUGAAGAGCAAUUUGCUGCUGGUCUUAGGUUUCCUUUGGAUCCAUUUUUAGUAGAAGUGUGUAGGGAUUUAAAGGUUGCUCUAGGGCAACUUUACCCUGGUACGAUUAGAGUAGUGCUCGCCUUUUCGGAGGCAUGUAGGCUCCGGGGCUGUGCCCCUUCUCUCAAAGUGUUAUAUCAUUUUGUAGAUUUUAGGAAGUGUGAUGGCUGCUUCGUUUUCGCCCUUGGUAGAGAAGGGCGAUCUCGUAUUUAUCUUCCUUGCCUAACCAGUCGCUGGCGAAGGCGUUUCUUUAUUGUCUAUCAUAAAUUUGCUUUUCUUCAUUUUUCGGAUGGUUUUUCUUCUCAUCCAGUUCGGAGCUGUUCUUCUCCUUUAAGUUUAUCCGAGUCAAAACUUGCUUUUGACAUAUCUUCUUGUAGUAUUGUGUCUCGUCCCAUUUUAGAUGUCUUGGUUAAUAGUCAUCUUCGGAGUCGAUGGUUUCCUUUGGAGGAUCCUCCUCGAGGCUUGGCGGAUCUUUGCUACUCUUUUGUUCAAGAUUUGGACGUUCCGAUGGGUGGUCCUGACGUUCCUGUCGCCAACGUUAUUCCUGGCGACAUUGUCGUGGAUGGAGCUCCUGUUGAUAUCCCCCUAGCUUCCGCCGAGGUAGCGUUGCCUGAGGUUAUUGUUAUAAAUGAUGAUGAUGGUGAUGACUCGGCUGUUCCAGUCGGCGACGAGGCGAUUCCGUCACUACUUCCCCCUCUAGCAUCAUCUAUCGUUUCGGGGGGAGUUGGGGGUGUGGCCUCAGAGGGGCCUGUUGUUGCUGAUUCGGGAGAGAUUUCUCUAGGUCGAGACCCGGAUUCUCCGUCUAGAAAAAGACGUCGAGUUGUCGAUGAUUCUCCAACGAGGGAGAGUUUUCCUGGAAGCUCUUCUUCUGCUCCAGACUUGGUUCAAUGGGUCGAAGGUCAGGAUCCUGCCAGUUUGCUGAAUCCGAGAGUGCUAGCGGAAUAUAUCCGGACUUUGGCGAUUCCUGAUGAUGUCACGUGGUUCUGUGGUAGGCCGGGUCAGGAGCUUUCCGAUCUGGCUUGUUUUCAUGGUUUCUCUGCCCUUCAAUCUGUUCUGGUAUUGAACGACCGCCGACAGUGUGCCGAGGAGGAGGUCGAGCGUCUGUCUGCUCUUUUGGCGACUGCCGAGUCUGAAAGGGCGAAAUUGAAGGCCUCUUUGGAAGAGCAUGAUUCCCUUCUGGCGCAGCUCAAGGCGCAGGAUGCGAUUAAUGAUCGCCAAGUGAAAGUGAUUGAGAAAAAGACCGAUGACUUGACUCAAGAGAUUGAGGAGCUCAUUCGGAUCAAUUCCCUUGUUGGUGGGGAGAGGGAUAGUCUUAGAUCGGAGGUUGAAGGUCUUCACAUCCGUCUGCUAGAUACGAAGGCUUUUUACUCUGCUCUGAUAAGCGAGUAUCGCCUUGCGAUUGGGAAGAAGCUUCUGGAGCAGAAUCCCAAUAUUGAUCUUUCUGGGGUUAACGGGUUGGAUCCCCAGGCCAUCGCCCGUGAUCUCCUCGUCAAGAUUUCUAAAGACCGUGUCUAGUAGUUUUCUUUUGAUUGUAUUUGCUGAUGUAUUAAUUUUGCUUUUUGUAAUUCGCAAUUUAUGAAUAUAUUUUCUUCGUUUUUCUUCGAAA
Messenger RNA from Mercurialis annua (annual mercury), 2831 nucleotides. RefSeq lists its product as uncharacterized. The record is from RefSeq and is a predicted model, not a curated record. Bases 824 to 2740 code for a protein of 638 amino acids. The transcript is spliced from 3 exons. Lineage: Eukaryota; Viridiplantae; Streptophyta; Magnoliopsida; Malpighiales; Euphorbiaceae.